Molecule: messenger RNA, 7181 nt
Organism: Egretta garzetta (little egret)
Lineage: Eukaryota; Metazoa; Chordata; Aves; Pelecaniformes; Ardeidae
Gene: TGFBRAP1
Product: transforming growth factor beta receptor associated protein 1
Exons: 11
Coding region: 59-2650 (863 amino acids)
Biological process (GO): autophagy; intracellular protein transport; vesicle-mediated transport
Cellular component (GO): membrane; cytoplasm
Source: RefSeq, a predicted model, not a curated record
GUAAAUAGUGUUGUUGGGUUUUUUUUUUUCUCUUUUAUCAGAUCACCCAGAAGACACAAUGAGUGUUAAAGCUUUCAAGCUCGUUUCUGCUGUUGAGCGGGAGAUGUUAAUGGGAGACAAAAAUUACAUCAACAUUGAAUGCAUUGAGUGUUGCGGGAAGAACCUCUAUAUUGGAACCAAUGACUGCUUUAUCUAUCACUUUCUGUUGGAUGAAAAGAUCUCAACAUCUGGAAAAAUAACUUUUGCUGCCACCAAGCAACUGCACAAAUACCUGGGCUUGAAGAAGCCUGUGAGUGAGUUGAAAGCAGCCUCUGCCCUCACCAGGCUUCUUGUGCUUUGCGACAGCACAAUAACACUAGUUAACAUGAUGAACUUGGAACCUGUCCCCACUGGUGCUAGAAUCAAAGGAGCUGUGACAUUUGCAUUAAAUGAAAACCCUGUGAGUGGGGACCCUUUCUGUGUCGAAGUCUGCAUUAUCUCGGUCAAGCGGCGGACCAUUCAAAUGUUCAUGGUGUUUGAAGACAGAGUCCAGAUAGUGAAGGAAGUGUUUACUCCAGAGCAACCCUGUGCUGUGGCUGUAGAUGGUUAUUACUUAUGUCUUGCACUUACUACACAGUAUAUAAUUUUGAAUUAUAAUACUGGCGUCUCCCAGGAUCUAUUUCCUUAUUGCAGUGAUGAGAAACGGCCAAUUGUGAAAAGGAUAGGCAGACAAGAGUUUCUAUUGGCUGGCCCCGGAGGUCUAGGCAUGUUUGCAACUGUAGACGGCAUUUCACAGCGCGCCCCCGUGCACUGGUCAGAGAACGUGAUUGGAGCAGCUUUGUGCUUUCCUUACGUGGUUGCUCUCGAUGAUGAGUUCAUUACAGUGCACAGCAUGCUGGACCAGCAGCAAAAGCAAACACUGCCUUUUAAAGAAGGUCACAUUCUACAGGACUUUGAAGGAAAGGUGAUUGUUGCUACUAGUAAGGGAGUGUAUAUCUUGGUGCCACUACCUUUGGAAAAACAGAUUCAGGAUCUUCUAGCUAGCCACAGAGUGGAAGAAGCCCUUGUUCUAGCGAAAGGAGCUCGAAGGAAUAUUCCAAAAGAGAAAUUUCAGGUAAUGUACAAACGAAUCCUGCAGCAAGCAGGUUUUAUACAGUUUGCACAGCUUCAGUUCCUUGAAGCAAAAGAACUCUUCAGAAGCGGCCAGCUUGAUGUCCGGGAGCUGAUCUCUCUCUACCCCUUCCUGUUGCCUACUUCCUCUUCAUUUAUACGGUCUCAUCCCCCUCUUCAUGAGUACGCGGACCUAAACCAGCUGACCCAAGGGGACCAGGAGAAGAUGACAAAAUGCAAACGAUUCCUCAUGAGUUACUUGAAUGAAGUCCGCAGCACUGAGGUUGCAAAUGGCUACAAGGAAGAUAUUGACACAGCUUUACUCAAGCUAUAUGCAGAGGCAAAUCACGAAAGCCUGCUGGAUCUGCUAGUUUCAGAGAACUUUUGCCUUUUAACAGAUAGUGCUGCCUGGCUGGAAAAACACAAAAAGUAUUUUGCCCUUGGUCUCCUGUAUCACUACAAUGGUCAGGAUGCUGCAGCACUUCAGUUAUGGGUGAAAAUAGUUGAUGGAGACAUUCAAGAUUCUACACGUUCAGAUCUCUAUGAAUAUAUAGUAGACUUCCUUACAUUCUGCUCAGACCACGAUCUGGUGUGGAAAUACUCCGAAUGGGUUUUACAAAAAGAUGAAGAGGUUGGCGUACAGAUUUUCACUAAAAGGCCUUUGGAAGAACAGGAGAAAAACAGCAUUAAUCCAGAUGAUAUCAUCAGUUGCCUUAACAAAUAUCCUAAAGCACGUGUUAAAUAUCUAGAACAUCUAGUAUUGGAAAGAAAAAUAGAGAAAGAGAAGUACCAUACUCAUCUAGCUGUCUUGUACUUGGAGGCAAUACUUCAGCUAAAAUCUGUGACCACCGAUAAUUGUACAGAAAGAACUGAGCUACUGUUCAAACUACGCAGUCUUCUUCAGAAAUCUGAUCUUUAUAGAAUUCACUUUAUUUUGGACAAAAUCCAGGGCACGGACCUUCAUAUGGAAAGUGCAAUUUUAUAUGGAAAAUUGGAAGAGCAUGAGAAGGCUUUGCAUAUCCUUGUCAACGAGUUAAAGGAUUUCCAUGCUGCUGAAGAAUACUGUAUGUGGAACUCUAAGAACAGAGAGAUGCAGUACAGGCGGAGGCUUUUCCAUAUGCUGCUGUCAGUGUAUCUAAAUCCAGGCACUUUGGAUUGUGCGCUCGUCACGGCUGCUGUGGAUCUCUUGAAUAACCACGCUGCUGAAUUUGAUGCGGCCCUAGUUUUGCAGCUGGUGCCUGACAGCUGGUCAGUGCAGCUCCUCUCCCCAUUCCUGGCUGGAGCAGUGAGACAAAGCAUUCAUACAAAGAGAAUGACUCAGACAGCACUCGGGUUAGCACAAGCUGAAAACUUAAUCUACAAAUACGAGAAGGUUAAACAAAAAGGAAUCCCAAUUCUUCUUUCGGACAAAAAGGUCUGUCAGGUGUGCCAAAAUCCUUUCUGCGAGCCUGUAUUUGUAAGAUACCCAAAUGGGGGUAUGGUCCACACACACUGUGCUGCAAACAGACAUCUGAAUUCAAACAUGACUCAUCACUCUUCUGGCUCCAGCAAUCAGACUUGAAAUAUGUUCCGGUCCCACAGGUUGCCAUGACUUGUAUCCUGUUGGAAGUGGGCUGGAAAAAAGAACGACGUGCAGCUACUUUAGGUAUAAAUCAAGAUGAACAGCUACUCUUUGGGUUAAUGGGAAGACUUCCAGUAAAUAUGAAAUAUCACCACUUACCUUUUGGAUUUCUAAUGAAUGUAGACAGAAAAGGAAAUUCACUACCAGAAAUGGAAACGUGCAAAUAGAGGCUCUUCUGUAUAUAGUAAUAAACAGUUAAAGAAAUCGAGCCUUUCUUCACAGUAAGGAUGAAUGUUAUGGAGACAAGGCAAACAGUUAUUUUAAGAAAUGUCACUUUGCACUGGAUGUUGGUGUUGAUAAAUUUGUAGAGGUGGAGAUGGCAUCUACGGGAGUUGGAAUUCUUGGAACAUUAUGUGACGAGACUGGCAUCAUGCAGCUUACUAUCAAGACAAAAAUGUGCAUCGGUUGUAAUGUUUGCUGCAGCAUGUCCUUUUUUGAUCUGGAUUCUCUUCCCCAGGAUCACAUUAUGAACUUGAUUUUUGCUCUACAAAUUGUUGGCUUUUGAUGCACUUUUUAGUACUUCUCCCCCCCCCAAGAAUUUAAAUGUAAGCACUGGUCUGUUAGGUUUCUACUCCUACAGUUACUGUAAUAAACUGAGUGGAAACUGUUUGCCUCAGUCACACAGCUGUGCUUGGAAUUAAAAAAGCAAAGUCAGAUUGUCUAGUCAGACUGUGUUCACUUUCAUAUGGGGGAAGAGACCUUAACUUUAAUAUUGAUUUAUUUAUUAAUAUGCAAAUAUACUGUACAUACAAUUGAAUAAAUUGACCUUAUAUCAUUCUAGAGUUUCUUUGGAGGGUGAAGAUGAGGCUGAUACAUAAGUGUACAGGCUAUGUGCUAGAUGUUUGCUGUAACAUAACUUAGGCAGAUUGGAACUCCAGGAGAAUAGGUUUUAGUACUCAUGGAUGACUUUGUGCAAUCAAAAGUCACAGAAGGAAGGUAUAAUUGGGAAGAAAUCUACAAAGGUGCACUACAGGAGUACUGGUUUUGUUAUAUUCUGCAAAACAUUCUGUAAACAAAGGUUUUUCAAAUAACAAAAACCCUUUACUUAGCUGCCCUGGUAAGUAUUCACAUUGCUAUUUAACCAUUUUUAAAGCAAUCUAUUUAAAAGAAGCAGCUUCCCCCAAGAGGUGUUCAAAAAUAAUGACUUUAAAUAAAAGUUAAGUAUUUCAAAGUCAAAGCAUUUAUUUCAAUUCUGUUAAAGCUCUAAUAAAUACCAAGCUUACUGGCCAGCGUGCAAUGGAGUUGGUGGUGUGGCUGCUCACUGUUUCAGUGUUCGCGAUCAGAGUGGAGACUUUCAGCAAAAUGGGAUAUCUGCACCGUGUCUUCCAGACGUGGUCUCGGCAGAGCUGUUCUGUUAGGGGAAGGCUGGCUUAUGAAACAGCCUUGUAAGCGCAGUGCUGCCUCCAGGAAGGGGCAGCCAGGCUACAUCCAGGGGAAGAAAAAUAUCCAUGUCUUUGUCUUUGAAGUAAACGACCUUUGGAUCGUUCUCUUUCCUGAGUUUGAAAAAUUGGAAAAGUAGAGCUGUGUUGGGUUUUAAAAAAAAAAAAAAUAAUAAAAUCCAAGUAAGGUAUUCCGUAGCACUUUCUGCUAAGAGACGUAAGCCACGUUUAGUGAAAGGCACCUUCAAGAAAGACAAAUGUGGGCGUUUCUGACUUAAUUCUGGCAUGAAUGAUUCUCCUGUGUGGCACUGGUAUGAGCAGAUUCUUUUGUAUUCAUGGUUUUCAAACGCUGUGUAUACAACUGGCAAUGAUGACACAGACAAAUUUGUAGUCCCCUGUCCUCCUUGCCAAUAGAGAGGGAGUGAGUUUACAAAGCUCUGAUAAGCCUUUUGUGUACGGUAGCACAUGAUUCGUAAGAAAUUCUUUUGCUGCAAGCAUCCUCAGUGUGCUUUGUUCCUAUAUAAUAAGGAGGUACUAAAACAAGUACCACUCUCCACGAUUAAGGCUAAUUCUAGCCACUAGGUACUGAUGAACUUAGUCUUGUCGACUUGUGUCGCAAUGCAGUAGAGAUUGUAUCAUUCCAGACCACGGGGAAGUUCUUAGUUGUUACUGCAUGAAAAGGUAUGGCUGUAAAAGAUUAAACAAUUCUUUAUUAAUAUGUGGUAUUUUUUCAGAUUUGUACUUUGGCUAAAAUGCAGCAGUAACAAUAAUUGUGCAUACAGGACAAAUACAGAAAUUGGAAUAAUGCAAGGUAGCAUAUUUACAAUCAUAGAUGACCAAAAGGCUGAUUAAUAUUUAAGUUGGGGGAUCUAAUUUUUAGCCUCCAAAAAUGUGGGCUGGAAAAAUACUGACAUUUGAUUCAUGCAUUGUUACCUGUUUCUUUGCUAAAUUUUAUACUAGAACUCCUUUGGAUGAAUUAAUAUGGAAGUCCCAUGGUAACAAAAAAAAAAAAAAGCAAAAAAAAAAAAAAAAAACCAAACCAGUGUGAGGCUGAGGUAGAGCCAGGAGCUCAGCAGGGAGGUGGCAGGUGGAGGAUGCUCUUCCAGUGUGCCUGCAGCGUGUGAGCAAUUGGGAUAAUGCUCCGAUAAUGCCAGCGGCAAGUGACAGCCUACGUCACAGUGCUGCGUGGUUUCCUAUACUUUAUCACUGGGAGAUUUAUGAAAGGUCUGCACUCAAAUUCCCUUAGGUUAGGACAACUACACCACCCCUUGGGUAAGAGAACUAAACACUGGAGAGCCUGAGUUCAUCCCUCCUUUUACUUCGGCACUGUUGGUUUGCUCAUCCUUGGUUUGUGUGCCUGGAGUCCUGGGACAGCAUCGCUGCUGGGGUAAAUUCUCUUCUGGUGUGGUUGCAGCAGCAAGGAGGGAAGGAGGGGUAAUGUGGUUAUUAAUUGCUGACUGGGUACAUGAAGCAGGAGAGGCAGGAAAGAGGAAAGUUUCUUUUACCAUCCUUCUAGUUUGGAAAUUAAAUGGGUUCUGGGAGUUUAAGCUUGAUGCAAUCUUUUUCUCCCCAGUUAGGGAAUCUUAGCGUCCUAGACCUGCCCUUGGAGAGAGGAGAUUCUGUCAGAAUAUUUUUUCUUAAUUCAGCUCUUGCUAAAUUAUUUGUGUUUGUAAUUUCUCUCUCACACUUUUUUUUUUCCAAUGAGUCUCCUCCAACUUUGUAUGUGUGAAAACCAAAACAGUAGUGCAUUUUUUUUUUUUUAAAUGUAACCAUGUAUCUACGAUUCAGGACAUAAUAAAUGAGAUUAGUCUCUCACUGAAAUGUUUUUGCAGAUACUGAGGCACAUUUGUUUAACACGUAGCUUCUAAUUACAGAAAUACUGCAGCUCUGGCUUUUAUUUUUUUUAGCCGUCCUCCGCUACAGUCACUGAUAUGUACAAAAAGCACAAACCCCCUUUUCUACUCUUCCAUAUCUCUACUUUUCCUCACGUAAAAAUUACCUAUGAUGUGUAUAUGUCAUCAUAGGCAGUUUUUCCCCCCUCGAAGUCAAAAAGAGAGGAAAAAUACUAAUAAGAAAAAAUUGCCCAGAAUCUGGCACUCUGCCUGAACUAAGAUUAGUGGCUGUACGUUUCCGAGAGAGAAUUCAGUUAGGUCUUCAUUUCUAUGCUUUAAAGGGAUAAGUUAUCACGUCGGUAACAUUACAGGAAUACUGAUCUCAAAGUCUGGAGAAAAUAAGGAAUUGGUUUUUGUUGCACAGAGCGCACCACAGGUCCCUACGAACGGACUUCUUCAGGCAGCCCCUUCUGUAGGGGCUCAGGUGUGCACAGGAGUCUGGGUGACGGUGAGAACUCCUCUCUUUGCCCACCCUGCUCCCAAUCUCCAAAAACUUUCCAGCCUUCAUUACCUGCUUGAUGUCACUCUUCUAGCACGCUUAAUUGACAUGGGUGUCAAUCUUGGGUUCUGGGUGUUCUGGUGGAGUUCUGGUGGAGUGCAUCUGUCUGUGUUUGGUAAAAUGUCACAUCAGCCACGUGAAACUCUUAACAACACCAACUGUGGGAAAGUGUGGGGGAGAGUUGGAGUAUGCCUAUGUUUUCUGAGACCUUUAUCACAUGUUUGACCACACAGGCAUUAUCCUGACUCUGCUGAACAAAAAAAAAAUAAACUGUCUGUUCUCCUAUCCUGAAUGACAUUAAAAAUACUUUAUUUUAUGCAGUUAUAUCAAGAAGUAACCUUUAUUACUCCUCCCCAUUUGCUGCAGUCUCUAUUCAGCGCAGCUCUUGAGUGUUUUAUUAACACCCCGCUGUUUGCAAUAGGCAGCAACUACCACAUUCUCAUUGUGAGCUCUCCCCCUAUUGCCUAUAUUUACUAAUUAAUUUUUCUCUUGCUGUACAACACUUUGGGGCUUAUGCCUUGUGAACACUGAUAAUUAAACGUGCUGCUGCUUUUAAAGGGAAAAGGAGCUAAUGACAUUCUGUAGUGUCUGAUUGAUUACAAUCCUGAAGUCCCCCUGCAGUAAACUUCUUCAGAUGGAAAUCUGUGCUCUUCGCACUCUCUGACUUAAUGGUUAUGUUGGUGAACGUACAUAGCGGUAUG